Molecule: messenger RNA, 1572 nt
Organism: Ostertagia ostertagi
Lineage: Eukaryota; Metazoa; Nematoda; Chromadorea; Rhabditida; Trichostrongylidae
Source: the annotation of a GenBank genome assembly
AUGCUGACAGUAUGUGCUCUUCCAACUCUUCCUUGCCAACACUUUCAUACGCACUACAGCAAGGAACUGGUAUGCAACGAAACAAACAUAUGCACCCUCGAGUACGAACAAGAACUCUUCUUCAAUAAGCUUCAUAAAGAAGCUUGCGUCAUGUUGCGCUACCGAAACCACACAGUAGGCAAACUCAAAUUCACCUUCCAGAGAGCACGCCAGAUUUGCAACAAACAGACGCUGUUCUAUACAAGGGACACUUCAGCGAAAGUGUUCUACGAAAAACGCUGCCCCUUCAUGGGUUCAUGUCUCGGUAACAAGUGUAGAACCUUGCAGCAGGAUGAAAGUAUUCCGGAACUAUAUGACGCCGAAAAAUUCCCUGGCUAUUCCAUGUGCAGUUCCACCUGCGCAGGUCUGGCUUGUGGUUGCCUAACACCAUUUCCAGGCUGCCUAUUCUAUAGAGUUGCGCAAGUACCGAAGAGUGAGGCAAUAUACCACAUAUUCAAGUGCGCCUCGUGGAAUCCUGAAAUCCACAUUUCGCUCGAAACAACCUUCACUGGAACCACAACGAGCAAUCCCUUGCAGUUACACCCAUACGUGUCAAAAAUGAUAGAUGGAUGGGACAUCAAGGUAACAUCACUGCAACAUAUCAUACAUGCCGCUCUAAGUAAGCGCUUCGCAGAAUCCGCAGCGGGAUUCAAAAUGCUAGGCGAUGCAUUCAAAAUCGCCGUCGAAUGUCCAGAUGAGAACACUGCUAGAAAACACUUCGCCAAUUGUUCAAAUGAGGUGGUUUGCUCGUGUAGUCACACAAUGGCGGCCGCACAAUGCGUCUGCCCUCAAAACAGUUUUCAGGAACCGCAGAACUCCACCACCAACUUGCCAGCCAUAGAGCCUCACCUAAACAUUACUGCUUCGGAAACAGUGAUGAUUGACACAGACGAUACCGAGGUAACAUUACUCGUUACGUCAAAAAACCAAUUCCAAAUGGCACAGGUGGUGGUAGAUCCUCCCUGCUCCAUGCAUGCAACAAGCAUAACAGGGUGCUACGACUGCUCGGAAGGAGCAAAAGCCACAGUGUACUGUCGCUCAGAUUCAUCCAGCGAUAUAACCCUGGAAUGCACAGACCAAACAUUCCUUAUCGGCUGCUCGAAGCAGACAAAGCCAAAUGUCCUAAAGCUUCAAUACGAUCAUGCUGAUGUAAAAGACAUUUGUUCAUUUCGAUGUGGAGGGAAAACCUCCAAAAUCGACUUAUCUGGUACUCUUUUUUAUCACACACCCACGUUAGAUCACGAAAUAUUUGAAGGUGAUACAAAAAGAACAGCCAGUAAUGGAAAUUGGUGGAAUAAUCUCGCAAUUCCAGACAUCAGUCCUCUUCUUGGCACGAUAACUAAGCACUGGAAAAUAACGGCUGCGGUUAUCGGCGGUUUUACAGUAAUCGGACUACUUGUAUACUUCCUUGGACCUACAGUAAUAAUCGCCAUAAUCCGUAUACUCACCGCCAUCAUCCUUGCACUCCUACGAACCUUCUUCGAGUGCGUCACCAAUCUUCUCUCCCUCUUGCGUCGAUAUCGCAACGAAUAA